UGUCUGCAGUGUGAGGUGACCUGUUCCAUGUGUCCCUGCCCUCCCGACAGCGUGGUUAAAGCUCCCAUCGCCGCGCGGCUCUCAGUAUGGUGCAGCGCACUGGGAUUUAGCUACUGUAGGCAAAUACAGCUGAGGGAGAACAGAGAGGCCUGUGUGUGUGUGUGUGUGCGUCACACAGUUCAGCAGCAUCAUGGACACAGAAUAUUCCAAGAGAGUCUACCAAGGCGUUCGAGUCAAGCACACGGUUAAAGACCUGCUGGCGGAGAAACGAUCCCGUCAGACGAACGGACCGAGAUACAGCGGAGGAUCAACCACUCCACCUUCAUUUGUCCAAAUGCCAGGUUCCCAUAUGCUGUCCAGCUAUUACGGCAUGAGACGUCCGUUCAUAUCUGACACGGACUUCUGUUCGCCCAGCAAGCAGUUUUCCCCAGAUGUUUAUUCUUCUGCCUUGGGGGGGAAGCCCCUGAGCUGCGAGCCCUCAGCCAUGAGCAGCUACUCCUCCCUCAUCGACAGCUACUACCCGGAAACCUUCGGCGAAUACCGCAGCGCCGCCACCUUUUCCAGCUCCGGGGGCUCCUUCCUGCCCUCCUCAGCUAUAUCCUCCCUGCUGCCGUCUUUCAGCGGAGAGUCCUCGCAUUUGUUCCUGAGGGACUCAUGGGAGCAGUCGGGCCAGGAGCCGGUAUCCCAGGUGGAGGCUCUCUGUCCAGAGGGCCUGACCGCCGUUCAGCCCUCCAUGUCCAGCCCCGAACCCCAGGGGAGCCCCUCCCAGUACCGCUCCCCCAGCCGGGGCUCGUCCAUGGGCCCCGUCCCCAACGGCCAGCCCUUCACUCUCCACUCGCUGGAGGACGUCCACUACCACCCUCUGACCACCAGCGCCCCGUACCCGGUCCCUUCCUCCUCCUUCCCUUGCCCUCCGUACAUGAGCAGCCCCGUCACUGACCUAGUGUCCAAGAUGGGGACAGAGGAGGUGGCCGAGGGCCACAGCAGCCUCCCCACCGGCACCGACACCCACUCGUCCUGGGCAAAGGAGGACGGGGUCAGCGCCUGGUCACCUUACGAGAUCAGAAGGGCCUAUUGACUGGAAAAAGGAAGUCCGAGAGUGAGAAUAGAAAAAGAAGAUUGAGUUUCAAAGACAAUUCAACAAUGAAGUCAGCAAACACUGUCUCUCUCAGAGCCGUUUUGCUGGAAAUUUUUUAUGUCAGUUUGAUUUUUUUUUAUUUAAGGGGGACGAUUCUAUUCUAAAUACCAGUCUGUAACAGCUCCGAGCUGUCUAAAGGAUUGACGAAUGAAGUAUCUUAUUCAUAUUUAUGCUGUAUGUACUGAGGAAUUGUAAUAGUUUUGUUAACGUGUCACAUGCUAAAUACCAUUAAAACUCUCUGUACAAAAGCUCCUGGCACAUGGACCUUAAACUACUCGGGAAAGAGCAUGGUGCACUCGAUGAAGAAAGUUCCCUGUGCUCGCGUGAAUAAGACGGGUGUAGAGUUACUGCUUUGCUUCUGGUUAAUCUGAAGGUUUUAUGGUCUCAUACACAUAUGUAAACAUAGUAUAGCUAUGUUUUUCUUAGUUCCUGAGUAUGAGCUAAAGGGUAGACAGGAAAGACAUUUUAUAGACAGUGGGCAAACAUAUUUACUGCUGGACAUGAAAUGACUCAUUACUAUAAAAACUUAUAAAGAAAAAUCAGCUCUUCAUGGUCAGAAAAAAAUAGAAACAGCUCUGACUUCUGCUGACAGGAUCAAGUCGCGUCCGGAAGUGACCAUACAAUCUUGGUUGUUCAUGAAGAAAUCAUUAAUACAGUACCACUGUUAUUGUGUAAAUGGGAGUAGGAAUGUUUACUAUGCGAUAGUGUACAAAAGUGGUAUAAAUUGGUCAGCUAAACAAAGAUAAUACUGUUUUUCUGUCUGUAAUAAAAUCUGCUGUUCAAUAUUUUAGAGCUUUGAAACAUCCUCAAAGUAAGUUCUUUAAGUCUUUAUUUAUAACUCUAUUCACCAAGUGCAUUAUUUUCCAUCUAGUAAAUGCAUUAUUGAAACCCUGUGUUUUGAUUAAAUGUCCAUACUUUGAUCAUUUAUUUCUUA
This is a messenger RNA of Menidia menidia (Atlantic silverside), 2072 nucleotides long. NCBI's taxonomy places the organism in Eukaryota, Metazoa, Chordata, Actinopteri, Atheriniformes, Atherinopsidae. The record is from the annotation of a GenBank genome assembly.